Molecule: messenger RNA, 1272 nt
Organism: Microthlaspi erraticum
Lineage: Eukaryota; Viridiplantae; Streptophyta; Magnoliopsida; Brassicales; Brassicaceae
Source: the annotation of a GenBank genome assembly
AUGAGGGUUAUCUCAUGGCUGUUCGAUUCAGAAGACUCUUCCCGGAGAAGACGAACACCAAAAUCUACCGUCCAUUUAGAUUCCGCCGAUAGCGCCACGUCAUCCUCACUAAGCGAAGCAACCGGCUCUAGCAGCCUCCAUAGCAGUCUCUCUCUCCAAACACUUCCCUCCGUUCCUUCUCUUCAGAGAAUACCUUCAGACACUCUCGCCGUCACCACCGUCUCUUCCUCCGUUACCUCCUCUUUCAAACUCCGGGAACGGAGUCUUCCCGUCACUUGUCUCGCCGUUAACGAAGGUUACCUCUUCGCCGUCUCCGGACACGAAGUCAGCAUCUACGACCGCGCCAUGUCUGCUCAUCUCGACACUUUCAACGGUCAGGAUCCGUCCUCGGGAUCCGUCAAGUCCGUCGGCUUCUCCGGCGAGAAAAUAUUCACUGCUCACCAGGACGGGAAAAUCGGAGUUUGGAAACUAACCGCGAAAAGCGGUUACAAACAGUUAACGACGCUUCCCACGUUAAACGACCGUUUACGACGUUUCGCUCUCCCCAAAAACUACGUUCAAGUACGCCGUCACAGAAAACGUCUCUGGAUCGAACACGCUGACGCCGUUACCGCUCUCGCCGUCAAUAACGGCUUCAUUUACUCCGUCUCUUGGGACAAGACUUUGAAGAUAUGGAGAGCUUCCGAUCUUCGUUGUAAGGAAUCAAUUAAAGCCCACGAUGACGCCGUUAACGCCGUCGCCGUCUCAACUAACGGCACCGUUUAUACCGGUUCCGCGGACAGGCGUAUCCGGGUUUGGGCGAAACCCGCCGACUCGAAACGCCACAAGUUGGUCGCGACUCUAGAGAAGCACAAAUCGGCGGUUAACGCUCUGGCAUUAAACGACGACGGAUCGGUCUUGUUCUCCGGUUCGUGUGACCGGUCCAUUUUGGUUUGGGAGAGAGAGGACAGCUCCAACUACAUGGCGGUGAGAGGUGCCUUGAGGGGUCACGACAAAGCAAUACUUAGCUUGUUUAACGUCUCUGAUUUGCUACUGAGUGGAUCUGCCGAUCGGACGGUGAGGAUUUGGCGGCGUGGAAGCGAUAGUAGUUACAGUUGCUUGGAGGUACUUUCCGGUCACACGAAGCCGGUUAAGUCGCUCGCGGCGGUAAAUGAUACGGAGUUAGACGGUGUCAUUUCGAUCGUUAGUGGAAGUCUUGACGGUGAGGUUAAGUGUUGGAAGGUCUCCGUCACCAAACCGGAAAAUUCGAUUUACACGGGUCUCGUUUUAUGA